Messenger RNA from Striga hermonthica, 921 nucleotides. Lineage: Eukaryota; Viridiplantae; Streptophyta; Magnoliopsida; Lamiales; Orobanchaceae. The record is from the annotation of a GenBank genome assembly.
AUGUGUUCCCGACGAUCGACCUCUCGGAGCCCGACCGCUCCGUGUUACGGCUCGUCGAGGCGUGUGAGGGUCUCGGCUUCUUCAAGGUCGUCAACCACGGCGUCCCGCCCGAGCUCAUCCAGCGGCUCGAGUCGGAGGCCGUCCGGUUCUUCUCCUUGCCCCGCUCGGCCAAGGACAAGGUGGGCCCGGCCCGGCNGCUACGGGAACAGGAGCAUCGGGUGCAACGGCGACGUCGGCCGGGUCGAGUACCUCCUCAUGACCGCCGACGCCGAUUCCGACUACCGGAAGUUCGCCGCCGUUUUCGGCGAAGCCGCCGCCGACGGAUUCCGGUCCGCGGUGGACGACUAUCUGUCGGCGGUGAAGAAGAUGGCGUGCGAGAUUCUCGAGGCGUUGGCCGACGGGUUGAAAGUCCAGCCGAGGGAGGCUUUCAGCAAGCUGCUCAAGGACGAGGAGAGCGACUCGGUUUUCCGGCUGAACCGGUACCCGCCGUGCGCGGGGGCCGGGGAGUCCGACCCGAUUGGGUUCGGGGCGCACACCGACCCGCAGAUAAUAUCGGUUCUGAGGUCCAACGACGCCGGCGGGCUCCAAAUCGUGGGGAGGGACGGCGAGUGGGUCUCCGUGCCGCCGGAUCGGAACUGCUUCUUCAUUAAUGUGGGCGACUCAUUGCAGGUUAUGACCAACGGGAGGUUCAAGAGCGUGAGGCAUAGGGUCGUGGCCAACAGCCCCGAAGCAAGGCUCUCCAUGAUUUAUUUCGGAGGACCACCGCUGAGUGAAAAGAUAGCCCCAUUGCCUUCACUAUUAAUCAAAGACGAGGACAGCUUGUACAAGGAGUUUACAUGGUUUGACUACAAAAAAUCAGCUUACAAUACGAGGCUGGCUGAUAAUAGGUUGGGCCUUUUCGAGAAAAUUGCUGCCUCAUAA